Molecule: messenger RNA, 618 nt
Organism: Rhododendron vialii
Lineage: Eukaryota; Viridiplantae; Streptophyta; Magnoliopsida; Ericales; Ericaceae
Exons: 2
Coding region: 1-618 (205 amino acids)
Source: RefSeq, a predicted model, not a curated record
AUGACGAUGAAGACGGAGAGGACAGAGGCGUCUCGUGCGGUGAAGAUGGCGGUGAAUCUGCCCUUGUCGAUAAAUCUGCCAAUGCUUCUGUUGCGACUAACUGAGCUUGUUCGGGAAUACCUCCCUACAACCGCAAAAGAGGUUCAAAGGUUGACUGGGAUGGCAGCAGCCUUGAACAAAUUUAUAAGUCGGUCAAGUGACAAGUGCAGGGCCUUUUUCCAACUAUUGAAAAAGAGGGAGGGAUAUGAAUGGGGAGCAGAAUGUGAGCGGGCUUUCCAAGACCUGAAGAAGUACUUGGUAGCAUCACCACUUCUGUCAACUCCAGAGCUGGGAGAGUCUUUGAUUUUGUAUUUUGCAGUUUCUGAACAUGCAAUAAGUGCAGUGUUGCUAAGGAAUAGAGGACCCGAGCAAAUCCCUAUCUAUUACGUGAGCAAGACAUUGUUGGACGCAGAAAUGAGAUAUCUGCCACUCGAAAAGCUGGUCCUGGCACUUAGGACAACAGUAAGGAAGUUGCCACAUUAUUUCCAAAGCCACAAGAUUGUGGUUUACACAGAAUUUCCACUGAGGUCACUGCUACGAAGGCAGAUUUCUCGGGAAGAAUCUCGACGUGGUCAGUAG